This is a messenger RNA of Fragaria vesca subsp. vesca, 2653 nucleotides long. RefSeq lists its product as uncharacterized. Bases 247 to 2451 code for a protein of 734 amino acids. Gene Ontology annotation, molecular function: calcium-activated cation channel activity. Gene Ontology annotation, cellular component: plasma membrane. The record is from RefSeq and is a predicted model, not a curated record. Lineage: Eukaryota; Viridiplantae; Streptophyta; Magnoliopsida; Rosales; Rosaceae. The transcript is spliced from 12 exons.
CCCGCAAAAUGUCGCAGUCUUCCCCUUCCCAAGUCCAAAACCAAAAGGGGGGCGAAUUUCGCCCCCACCAAUCUCCAAUAAUGUCUCCGAUCAUCGUCACUGUUCUUAUUAUUGUUGUUGUUGUUGUUGUGGUUGUUGUUGUUGUUGUGGAUAUAAUGUCUGUUCUCUGCGAGUGGCUCAGAUUGAAGCAACAGUUGCAUGUGUUCCAGGGUAAUGCAGUUUUCAGUGUGACAAUAUAAAAACAAAAUGGCUACACUUUGGGAUAUAGGGGUUGGAGCAGCCAUCAACAUCCUCAGCGCUUUUGUUUUCUUUAUAAUAUUUGCGUUUCUCAGGCUUCAGCCUUGCAACGACAGAGUGUACUUUGCGAAAUGGUAUUUGAAGGGAGAGAGAGGCAGUCCCACAAGCUCUGGCACAUUCGGGAGCAAAUUUGUCAAUCUAGACUAUAGGUCAUAUGUGAGGUUUCUGAAUUGGGUGCCGGAAGCAUUGAAGAUGCCGGAACCGGAGCUUAUUGAUCAUGCAGGAUUGGAUUCUGCUGUUUACUUGAGGAUAUACUUGAUGGGGCUUAAAAUCUUUGUUCCAAUAGCAUUUGUUGCAUGGGUUAUUUUGAUACCGAUCAACUGGACAGAUAACACUUUGGAUAUAGCCGGCAAGCAAGCCAAUAUUACUUCUACAAACAUUGAUAAGCUCUCUAUUUCAAAUAUCCCAUAUAGAUCUCAAAGAUUGUGGACUCAUGUAGUGAUGGCGUAUGCCUUCACCUUUUGGACAUGUUGUGUGCUGUUGAGGGAGUAUGAGAAAGUUGCCACAAUGCGGUUGCAUUUUCUUGCAACAGAAAAACGACGACCAGAUAAAUUUACGGCCCUUGUAAGAAAUGUUCCACCAGAUCCAGAGGAAUCUGUAAGUGAGGUUGUGGAGCACUUUUUUCUGGCCAACCAUCCAGAUCAUUAUCUUACUCAUCAGGUGGUAUACGACGCCAACAAGCUUGCAAAAUUGGUAAAGAAGAAGAAAAAAAUGGAUAACUGGCUUGUCUACUACGAGAACAAACUUGAAAGAAGCAAAACUUCAGUGAGGCCCUUCAUUAAGACUGGUUUUCUUGGGCUUUGGGGAAAGAAAGUUGAUGCAAUUGAACAUUAUCAAUCUGAGAUUGUGAAAAUGAAGAAGGAAAUACCUGAAGAAAGGGAGAGGGUUAAAAACGAUCCCAAGUCUAUCAUGCCAGCUGCCUUUGUGUCCUUUAAAAGCAGAUGGGGUGCUGCUGUUUGUGCGCAAACUCAGCAAUCUAGAAAUCCAACUACUUGGUUAACUGAAUGGGCUCCAGAGCCGCGUGAUGUAUAUUGGCCAAAUCUGGCAAUUCCAUAUGUGAAACUCACUGUUAAGAGGCUCAUCAUGGGUGUUGCAUUUGUUUUCCUCACCUUGUUUUCCUUGAUCCCCAUUGCAUUUGUACAAUCUCUUGCAAGUGUGGAGGGACUUAAGAAAGAAGCUCCAUUCCUAAAUCCCAUUGUCAAACUGAAGUUCAUCAAGUCAGUCAUGACAGGCUUUCUACCGGGAAUUGCAUUGAAGUUAUUUUUGAUAUUUUUGCCAAUGAUAUUGAUGAUGAUGGCUAAAUUUGAGGGUUAUCCUUCUCGGUCUUCUCUUGAGAGGAGAGUAGCGUCUAGAUACUACCUCUUUUCUUUAAUGAAUGUAUUCCUGGGUAGCAUUUUUGUCGGAUCAGCAUUUGAUCAGCUUUAUACUUUAAUUCACCAAUCAGCAAAUGUCAUUCCAGAGACAAUCGGCUUUGCAAUCCCAAUGAAAGCUACUUUCUUCAUGACAUAUAUAAUGGUUGAUGGGUGGGCUGGUAUCGCUGCUGAGAUCUUAAUGUUGCUGCCACUGAUUCUAUAUCACUUUAAGAAUACCUUCCUAGUGAAGACUGAUAAGGACAGGGAGGAGGCAAUGGCUCCAGGAAGUAUUGGUUUCCAUGUUGGGGAGCCUCGUAUACAGCUUUAUAUCUUACUGGGCUUUGUAUACUCUACAAUUACACCAGUUUUACUUCUGUUCAUAAUCGUUUUCUUUGGCCUGGCUUAUGCUGUGUUCCGUCAUCAGAUCGUAAAUGUUUAUAGCCAGGAAUAUGAAAGUGGUGCAGCAUUCUGGCCUGAUGUCCAUGGUCGCAUUGUAUGUGCUCUGAUUAUCUCUCAACUGAUUCUAUUAGGACUGUUGAGUACCAAAAGAGCUGCUCUUGCUACGCCAUUUCUUCUCGUACUUCCAGUAUCCACCAUAGUGUUUUAUAAGUAUUGUGCAGAUCGUUUUGAACCUGCAUUUGUUAGAUAUCCAUUACAGGAAGCGAAGAUGAAGGAUGAUCUGGAACAUGCAAGAGAUCCAGACUUGAACGUGAGAGACUACCUCCAAAGCGCAUAUGUCCAUCCAGUUUUCAAAGUGUGCGAUGAAGAUGAUGAAGAUAAAGAACAUAACUCUAUUGUUUGAAGAUUUAGUACGAAAUGAGAGUGACUGUGGCCAUAAAAUGCCAAUCCCCACACAGGGACACACUCGUUGCCGGAUCUUCAAUGUGUCCAUUUGACCUUUUCCGAUGUUGUGCAUACUAUUCAAGACUAUGGAACUGUAAAAAUUGAAUGAGUCGAUCAUAUAGGUUCCAGUAUACAUAGCAAGUAGUGGUGAGUUUUGUUCG